UGUGUGCUGUUGGAAAUUGAGUGCCGAUUAAUUUAACAUGGGCAUUCUCAGAGCGACUAAUGUCUGAGGCUCUGGCUCAAAAGGCUUCAGUUCCACUUGAAUUGUCGUCCAGAACGGUUGGAAAAUUUUCGGCAGAUUGAGUGUGUUUCCUGGACUAGAGAAGAUUUUAAUAAUAAGAAGAUUGAAUUUUACAGCUGCUUCAGAUUGCAAAGACAGUGAUAAUUGUGAUUCUGACAAGUGACGACAAAUGUGGCAUUUUUAUGGGAAUAUUCUGUACGUGAUGAACAGUUAAUUCUAUCGGAAUUGAGAAGCCUUUUAUCAUCUUUCUGUGCUGUUUUUCAUUUUGUUCUUUUAAAAACUUGAACGAGACUCUUUUGUGAGAAAUUUGUGGAGUGUUUGUGAUAUAUUUGUGGGAAUUUUUCACGCAACGACUUUGGAUUUACCAUCGCGGAACCAUGAAGAAGAGCUAUGGAGUGUCAAAUGGGGGUUUUGUGGCAUCAACAGACGAUCUCAAAGCGAAGCAGAAUGGGAUUGAAAUCGGCGAACCGACUCCUGCGGAAGGAGAAACACCGCCGGAUGGGGAGAAUCGCGACACGUGGGGACACGGAAUUGAGUUCCUCAUGUCCUGCAUCUCGAUGUCCGUGGGCUUGGGAAAUAUCUGGCGAUUCCCGUUUGUGGCGUAUGAAAACGGCGGCGGAGCCUUUCUCAUUCCCUACAUCAUUGUCCUCGUGAUUGUGGGCAAACCGAUGUACUUUCUCGAGAUGAUUUUGGGACAAUUCACGAGUCGAAGUUCCGUGAAGAUCUGGUCCGUGUCGCCAUUCUUCAGAGGCAUCGGCAUUGGACAGAUGGUGGGCACCUGCUCUGUGAUUUCAUACUAUUGCUCAAUGAUCGGCCUGACGCUCAAUUACUUCUUCUCGUCCUUCCAAGCGGAGCUUCCGUGGUCGCGCUGCCGCGAAGAAUGGGGCGACAAUUGUGUGGAUUCCAAGCCGAAUCCCAACCAGACGAACAACUUCACGCAAGGCAUCAGCAGCUCCGAACUGUACUUCAUGAAGGAGGUGCUCAAAGCUAAAGACCAAAUUGAUGAUGGAAUAGGUGUUCCUGAUUGGAAAUUGACUCUCUGGCUCUUGCUGGCCUGGGUGAUGGUGUUCGUCGUGAUUUGUCGCGGCGUGAAGAGCAGUGGGAAGGUGGCUUACUUCCUCGCCAUCUUCCCGUACGUCGUGAUGAUCACGCUGCUCAUUCGUGCGUGCACACUCGAAGGUUCUGGCGAGGGAAUUCUCUUCUUCAUCCGCCCACAAUUCUCCGAAUUGCUCAAUCCCAAGGUCUGGAAGGAAGCUGUCGUGCAGUGUUUCUUUUCUUUAGCCACCGGAAUGGGUCCAAUAAUAAUGUUUUCAUCGUAUAAUCAGUUCAGUCAUAAUGUUUAUAGGGAUGCAAUGAUCGUGACUACGUUGGACACUUUCACUAGUCUUCUGGGCGGCAUCACGAUGUUCGCCAUCCUCGGUAAUCUGGCGCACAAUCUCAACGCCCACAUCACGGAAGUGGUGAAGGUGGGCUCGGGACUGGCCUUCAUCUCCUAUCCGGACGCCAUCUCCAAGUUCGACUGGGUGCCGCAACUCUUCGCCGUGCUGUUCUUCUUCAUGCUGCUCGUGCUGGGAUUGGGCUCCGUUGUGGCGCUCGUGAGCGCCGUCGUGACGGUCUUGAGGGAUCAAUUCCCAAAAGUCGUGUACUGGAAGAUGGCUCUGAUUGUCUCUUCGACUCUCUUCCUGGUUGGACUGAUUUACACGACGCCGGGCGGACAGUGGAUGCUGGAUCUGGUGGAUCACUACGGCGGCACCUUCCUCAUCUUCGCGCUGGCCAUCGUGGAGCUGGUGGCGAUCUUCUGGGUCUACGGCCUCGGGGACUUCGUCAUGGACACGCAGUUCAUGUGUAAGCGCUACGUGGGUCCGUACUGGCGCUAUUGCUGGGCUCUGGUCACGCCCGUCUUCAUGCUGAUCAUCUUCGUGUACCACAUGGCCUCACUCAAGCCGCUCACGUUCGGCUCCAGCGACUACCCGGACGAGGCACACGUUGCCGGCUGGAUUCUGUUCGCCAUCGGCAUGGUGCAGCUGCCGUUGUGGGCAGUUUACGCGGUGGGCUGCAAGACGCCCGUGUACGACAGUCUGCGCCAGAGCUUGCGGCCGACAGACGAGUGGGGCCCCAAGAAUCCCAAAAUAUACCUCGAGUGGAAGCAGUUCAAGGCGGACUUGAAGGGCCGAAAUGCGCAGAUCAACUCGCAGAAGAACUACUCGAAGCGACUGGUGGCGCUGCGCAACUUCUUCGGCAUCUACUCGUACUGAGUGCGGAUCUUUGUGUAAAGUCCUUCCUCUUAUUUAAGAUUAUAUCAUACAAAUUGUAUAGUGACAUAGUAAUAAUAAAGAGUA
Phlebotomus argentipes is the source of this 2417-nucleotide messenger RNA. RefSeq names its product sodium-dependent nutrient amino acid transporter 1-like. The coding region runs from base 456 to 2333 and encodes 625 amino acids. Gene Ontology annotation, cellular component: membrane. Gene Ontology annotation, biological process: sodium ion transmembrane transport. NCBI's taxonomy places the organism in Eukaryota, Metazoa, Arthropoda, Insecta, Diptera, Psychodidae. The record is from RefSeq and is a predicted model, not a curated record. The transcript is spliced from 10 exons. Gene Ontology annotation, molecular function: L-amino acid transmembrane transporter activity.